Oncorhynchus mykiss (rainbow trout) is the source of this 1362-nucleotide messenger RNA. NCBI's taxonomy places the organism in Eukaryota, Metazoa, Chordata, Actinopteri, Salmoniformes, Salmonidae. The record is from RefSeq and is a predicted model, not a curated record.
AUGUGUAAGACCGUGACAGACCCUCCACCGCCCCAGACCGUGACAGACCCUCCACCGCCCCAGACCGUGACAGACCCUCCACCGCCCCAGACCGUGACAGACCCUCCACCGCCCCAGACCGUGACAGACCCUCCACCGCUCCAGACCGUGACAGACCCUCCACCGCCCCAGACCGUGACAGACCCUCCACCGCCCCAGACCGUGACAGACCCUCCACCGCCCCAGACCGUGACAGACCCUCCACCGCUCCAGACCGUGACAGACCCUCCACCGCUCCAGACCGUGACAGACCCUCCACCUCCCCAGACCGUGACAGACCCUCCACCGCCCCAGACCGUGACAGACCCUCCACUGCCCCAGACCGUGACAGACCCUCCACCGCUCCAGACCGUGACAGACCCUCCACCGCCCCAGACCGUGACAGACCCUCCACCGCCCCAGACCGUGACAGACCCUCCACCGCCCCAGACCGUGACAGACCCUCCACCGCCCCAGACCGUGACAGACCCUCCACCGCUCCAGACCGUGACAGACCCUCCACCGGUCCAGACCGCUCCAGACCCUCCACCGCUCCAGAGUACCGGCCUUAUUGUAACUCUCAUUCCUCCGACGAUAAACGCGAGUCCGACCAUCACUCCUGCCGUGGACAGCAAACUUUACACCACACCAGCCGUGGACGGCGAACUUUACACCACACCAGCCGUGGACGGCGAGCUCUACACCACACCAGCCGUGGACGGCGAACUUUACACCACUCCAGCCGUGGACGCCGAACUUUACACCACACCAGCCGUGGACGGCAAGCUUUACACCUCACCAGCCGUGGACGGCGAACUUUACACCACACCAGCCGUGGACGGCGAACUUUACACCUCACCAGCCGUGGACGGCGAGCUUUACACCUCACCAGCCGUGGACGGCGAACUUUACACCACUCCAGCCGUGGACGCCGAACUUUACACCACACCAGCCGUGGACGGCGAGCUUUACACCUCACCAGCCGUGGACGGCGAACUUUACACCACACCAGCCGUGGACGGCAAACUUUACACCACUCCAGCCGUGGACGCCGAACUUUACACCACACCAGCCGUGGACGGCGAGCUUUACACCUCACCAGCCGUGGACGGCGAACUUUACACCACACCAGCCGUGGACGGCGAACUUUACACCUCACCAGCCGUGGACGGCGAACUUUACACCACACCAGCCGUGGACGGCGAACUUUACACCACUUCAACCGGGGACUCAGAGGAUGACGAGAGCGAUGUCUUCGUCAACACCAACCGCUGUAAUGUCCACUACAGUGAAAGUGGGGAAGACACUGAGGAUGAGAAGAAGGAAGAAGAGGACAGAGUGUAG